GUUUGGUCUGUAGCAAUGGCUUCAGGAACAGCGCUGAUCUACGAUGAGGAGAUGACCACUCAUAAACUACUUUGGAGUGAUCCUGCUUGCGAUAUUGAAGUGCCAGAAAGACUGUCAUCCUCCUAUGAGCAGCUUAAAUGUUACCAUCUUGUGGAAAGGUGUGUCCACGUGCCUGUCAGAGAAGGAAGCGAGGAGGAGAUCCUGUUGGUUCACAGUUCAGAAUACUUGGAAGUGGCAAAAAGCACCCAGACAAUGAACGAAGAGGAACUGAAAAGAAUCUCUGGAAAUUAUGAUGCUUUUUUCUUUCAUCCGAACACUUACCGGUGUGCCAGACUAGCAGUAGGAGCAACUUUGCAGCUGGUGGAUGCUGUGAUGUCAGGAAAAGUGUGCAAUGGAAUGGCAUUAGUAAGACCUCCAGGUCACCACAGCCAGAGAAAUGCAGCUAAUGGGUUUUGUUUGUUCAACAAUGUUGCUAUUGCAGCAGAAUAUGCAAAACUGAAAUAUGGUCUACAGAGAAUCCUAAUUGUUGACUGGGAUGUGCACCACGGGCAAGGAACUCAAUAUAUAUUUGAAGAGGAUCCAAGUGUUUUGUAUUUUUCCUGGCAUCGCUAUGAGCAUCAGGAAUUCUGGCCGUCACUCAAAGAAUCUGAUUAUGAUGCUGUGGGUCUGGGAAGAGGAAAAGGUUUUAACAUAAAUUUGCCUUGGAAUAAGGUUGGGAUGGGAAAUUCAGAUUAUCUUGCUGCAUUUUUCCAUGUGUUGCUUCCAAUGGCUUUUGAGUUUGAUCCUGAACUGGUUCUUGUCUCCUCUGGAUACGAUUCUGGAAUUGGAGACCCUGAAGGUCAGAUGAAUGCCACUCCUGAGGUUUUUGCCCACCUUACCCAUUUCCUGAUGCAGUUAGCUAAUGGAAAGCUGUGUGUCAUCCUAGAGGGUGGAUACCACUUAAAGUCAUUGUCUGAAUCAGUCUGCAUGACUGUAAAAACUUUACUUGGAGAUCCUGUACCUCAAAUAACUGGAGAAAUGGCACCUUGCCUAAGUGCUGUUGAAUCUAUUCAAAAUGUGAGAGCAGCACAUAAACCCUACUGGAAAUGGUUGAUGUAUGAAGACACAUCAUUUUUACAAAAUCUGAGCACCAAAUCACACCUACUACAGAAGGCCUCCACAGAACAGGAAUCUAAGAUGACUAACAACAAUGAAGCUAUCGAAGUAGAAAGGUUUUUGGAACGGCACAUGAAAAAUAUUCUGUUUCCAGUGCCUCCCAUCAAAACAGCAACAACAACUGACGCUAAAAGUUCAGCACAUUUGUUCCCUGUACCUGUUCAGUUGGUGAAGGAAAUGGACAAAACUGAAAUAAAAGCUCUUGUCAGUGGCUUUUACGCAGACCUUGUGAAAGAGGACAAAACUUUGCUCUCUCUUGGCAGUAUGUUGGCCAUUCUAGAUAAAAUACUUAAGAAGGAGGUAUGCAAUGGAAUUGCAGGAUCGCCCACAGCUGCUGUUUCUGUUGCUGUUGCACUAAGACAUACUGUUCGUUUUGGAUUUGAAAGAGUGCUUUGUAUAUUUGUUGGAGACAUGCAGAACAUACAGAACACAGAAGAUGGAAAAAUACUCGUGAUACAUAUUUGUGAGAAAGAACAGUCUGGAAAGACGAGCUCCAAACACUACAUUUCUCUAAGCUGGAAAGAGGAUGCUGAAGGAAAUGACUUCUUUUCGGCUGUACUUGGAUUCAUUCUUCCUGUAGCAUAUAGUUACCAACCUAACUUGACAGUAAUAGCUGUUGGACCAAACAGGAGCCUUGGAAUAAGUGGAAUUUCUCUGCUUUUUGCUUUACUACAAGGAUUAGCCGAUUCUCGAAUUUUUGCAGUGAUUGAGGACACAGACGUAAAUUUAAUGCAAAGUGUAGCCAAAACAUUAGUGGGUGCUUCUACACCUCACUUUGGAGUUUAUGUACCUCCCACCGAAGAAAAAGUAAAUAAAAUAAAAACAUUAAGAUACCAUGAAGGAUGGGAUUUCAAGAAAUUGACUUCAGAAUCAUUUUACACUGCAGAAGAAAAUGUGUUGCUGUUCAUGUUGCCUUUUAAAUCACCAGGAAAAGAGAUGGUUGAUCUCUAA
This is a messenger RNA of Egretta garzetta (little egret), 2106 nucleotides long. RefSeq names its product histone deacetylase 10 (gene HDAC10). Gene Ontology annotation, biological process: chromatin organization. Gene Ontology annotation, cellular component: histone deacetylase complex. Gene Ontology annotation, molecular function: histone deacetylase activity. Lineage: Eukaryota; Metazoa; Chordata; Aves; Pelecaniformes; Ardeidae. The transcript has 20 exons. Bases 16 to 2106 code for a protein of 696 amino acids. The record is from RefSeq and is a predicted model, not a curated record.